Molecule: messenger RNA, 1539 nt
Organism: Saccharomyces cerevisiae S288C
Lineage: Eukaryota; Fungi; Ascomycota; Saccharomycetes; Saccharomycetales; Saccharomycetaceae
Gene: FUS1
Product: Fus1p
Exons: 1
Coding region: 1-1539 (512 amino acids)
Cellular component (GO): membrane; cell cortex
Source: RefSeq, marked reviewed
AUGGUAGCAACAAUAAUGCAGACGACAACAACUGUGCUGACGACAGUCGCCGCAAUGUCUACUACCUUAGCAUCAAAUUACAUAUCUUCGCAAGCUAGUUCCUCGACGAGUGUAACAACAGUAACGACAAUAGCGACAUCAAUACGCUCUACACCGUCUAAUCUACUCUUUUCUAAUGUGGCGGCUCAGCCAAAAUCAUCUUCAGCAAGCACAAUUGGGCUUUCAAUCGGACUUCCCAUCGGAAUAUUCUGUUUCGGAUUACUUAUCCUUUUGUGUUAUUUCUACCUUAAAAGGAAUUCGGUGUCCAUUUCAAAUCCACCCAUGUCAGCUACGAUUCCAAGGGAAGAGGAAUAUUGUCGCCGCACUAAUUGGUUCUCACGGUUAUUUUGGCAGAGUAAGUGUGAGGAUCAGAAUUCAUAUUCUAAUCGUGAUAUUGAGAAGUAUAACGACACCCAGUGGACCUCGGGUGAUAACAUGUCUUCAAAAAUACAGUACAAAAUUUCCAAACCCAUAAUACCGCAGCAUAUACUGACACCUAAGAAAACGGUGAAGAACCCAUAUGCUUGGUCUGGUAAAAACAUUUCGUUAGACCCCAAAGUGAACGAAAUGGAGGAAGAGAAAGUUGUGGAUGCAUUCCUGUAUACUAAACCACCGAAUAUUGUCCAUAUUGAAUCCAGCAUGCCCUCGUAUAAUGAUUUACCUUCUCAAAAAACGGUGUCCUCAAAGAAAACUGCGUUAAAAACGAGUGAGAAAUGGAGUUACGAAUCUCCACUAUCUCGAUGGUUCUUGAGGGGUUCUACAUACUUUAAGGAUUAUGGCUUAUCAAAGACCUCUUUAAAGACCCCAACUGGGGCUCCACAACUGAAGCAAAUGAAAAUGCUCUCCCGGAUAAGUAAGGGUUACUUCAAUGAGUCAGAUAUAAUGCCUGACGAACGAUCGCCCAUCUUGGAGUAUAAUAACACGCCUCUGGAUGCAAAUGACAGUGUGAAUAACUUGGGUAAUACCACGCCAGAUUCACAAAUCACAUCUUAUCGCAACAAUAACAUCGAUCUAAUCACGGCAAGACCCCAUUCAGUGAUAUACGGUACUACUGCACAACAAACUUUGGAAACCAACUUCAAUGAUCAUCAUGACUGCAAUAAAAGCACUGAGAAACACGAGUUGAUAAUACCCACCCCAUCAAAACCACUAAAGAAAAGGAAAAAAAGAAGACAAAGUAAAAUGUAUCAGCAUUUACAACAUUUGUCACGUUCUAAACCAUUGCCGCUUACUCCAAACUCCAAAUAUAAUGGGGAGGCUAGCGUCCAAUUAGGGAAGACAUAUACAGUUAUUCAGGAUUACGAGCCUAGAUUGACAGACGAAAUAAGAAUCUCGCUGGGUGAAAAAGUUAAAAUUCUGGCCACUCAUACCGAUGGAUGGUGUCUGGUAGAAAAGUGUAAUACACAAAAGGGUUCUAUUCACGUCAGUGUUGACGAUAAAAGAUACCUCAAUGAAGAUAGAGGCAUUGUGCCUGGUGACUGUCUCCAAGAAUACGACUGA